UGCCUGCCGUGCCUGCGUAACGUAAGUCACUAAAGACAUAAAGACAAAAAAAAGGAAUUUGACAUUUAACCUGUCACCUAGCACCUAGGUGAUCUGUGAGAUUAACCUAUUAAAAUAUUUUUACUUGAGUUUUUUUCUUAGUUUUUACGAAUAUCUUUUUGGAAUGGUUUUAUAUUUAUAAAUACCAAAUGGCAUCUUCUGCCGGAGUGUAUAAACGAAUUUUAUCGUUAUUGGAAAAAUGGCCAGUAGAUAAAAAUAAACUUGGUGGAAGAGAUAUUGGAGAACAUUUGAGACAUUACAUAAACACAUCAUAUAAAGAAAAUAAGUUUGAAACAAACCAUUCCUACUGGGACAAACAGUAUUUAGCCAUUCAAAGAUUAGUAAAUAAUACCCACAAAAAUAAAUACAAAAGAACCCUGAAUACUUCCGCAACAGGGCUAACAGCCGAACAGUGCAACAUUGCUUUAUCGAACGAAUAUCUAGACGAAGUUAAUCAGAAAGAGCAAUCAUUUUUCCGUAAAUUGAUAUCUAUUAAACCAGACCCUUAAUAAGUAGUAAAUAUUUUAACCCAAAUAUGUUAGCUAGAUAUUCAAAGAUAUUUAGAAA
Diabrotica virgifera virgifera (western corn rootworm) is the source of this 606-nucleotide messenger RNA. RefSeq lists its product as uncharacterized. Gene Ontology annotation, biological process: mitochondrial respiratory chain complex III assembly. Bases 189 to 548 code for a protein of 119 amino acids. Gene Ontology annotation, cellular component: mitochondrial matrix. The transcript has 2 exons. The record is from RefSeq and is a predicted model, not a curated record. Lineage: Eukaryota; Metazoa; Arthropoda; Insecta; Coleoptera; Chrysomelidae.